AUGUCUCCACUCUCCAUGACGUCAAAGCGGUAUAAAAUAUCUACUGUUAAGGGAAAAGAUUUGGCAAGGUAUCGACGUAUCGUGCACGAAACCUGUUCAUCACAGAGAGGGAAGCAAUUGCAGGUGGUGAAUUGGAUUAUGAUGAUGAAGAAGAGUGAUGGAGAGUUUUCUGAUAUUGCAGUUGUGAUUAUGGAUUCUUCUAAUGCAUCCAAUUCUAACAAAUCAAACACUACAUGUGGGUCAAUACUCCCUCAAUCUUCUAGUCUGACUCAAACUAGAGAUCCAGCAUGGAAAUGGGCUACAUGCAAAGAUCCUGCAUUUCCGAAGAAACUAAGUUGUACGCUUUGUAACAAAGAAAUGUGUGGUGGUGGAAUUACUAGGCUUAAGCAGCAUAUCACACAAGUCAAAGGAAAUGUUUCAUCAUGUAUGAAAGCAACAGUUGAAACUAUAAAUGAAAUUAGACAAAAUGACAGUAUAAAGAAGUUAAAGAAAGCUCACAGGGAUAACGUUGAUGCUAUGUAUCGUCGCACACAAUAUGAUGAGAAGUCUGAUGCUGAUACUGAUGAUGAGGACCAUGAGGUACAAGAAGUUGAAAAGGAUUCUAAUGUGGGCAGUAGUAGUCAAGUAGUUGUUCAGAGUCAGAGUAAAAGAAAAUUCAAGAGCCAAAGUAGUUCUAGGGGUCCAAUGGAUUUACUCAUGCAGAGAGACCACCAGAAAACUCAGCAAGCCACUCUUGACAGAAACUGUUCAGCGAAAGAGAAGUUAAAGAAAGAUGCAUGGAAAAGCAUUUCAGCUUGGAUGACUGAGAACUCUAUAUCUUUUAAUACUGUUCGAUGUCCAAGUUUCCAACAAAUGAUCUAUGCAAUUGGUGAAUAUGUUAAAGCUAUGCCCGCGCCAUCUUAUCAUCAGAUUCGCACAAAUCUUUUCAAGGACCAGUUAGCAGAAACAAAGAAGUUUGUUGAUACAUUUAGGAUACAUUGGAAGAGGUAUGGAUGUUCUAUUAUGUCUGAUGGUUGGACAGAUGGGAAAAAGCGACAUCUUAUUAACUUUUUGGUGAAUUGUCCGAAAGGGUCAGUUUUCUUGAAGUCUGUAGAUGCGUCAAACAGAACCAAUGAUGCUGAUUUCAUACGUGAGCUUGUAAAGGAGGCUGGGAAAGAUUUAAUGCUUGAAUACCCGAAUCUAUUUUGGACUCCUUGUGGUGCUCAUUGUGUCCAGUUGAUGCUAGAAGAACUUGGUGACAAGCUUAUACGAAUCAAGACAGCCGUCAUUCUAGGUAAAAGACUUGUUACGUACAUUUAUGCUCAUUUUCAAGUAUUGUGCUUGAUGAGGGAGUUGACACGUUCAGACUUACAUAGGUCUACAAAGACUAGAUUUGCAACUCAGUAUUACACACUAAAAAGUCUUCAAAAGUAUAAAACUCCUUUACAAAUGGUGUUUGUGAAUGAUAGGUGGGCAAAAACUAGAUUUUCAAAAGAAACUCUUGGAAUUAAUGCACUUAAAAUUGUUACAAGUAGCACAUUUUGGGAAAAUGUUGAUUAUGCUUGUAGUGUGCUGAAGCCUUUAGUUAAGGUUGUAAGGUUGGUGGACAUCGAGCGAAAACCUACAAUGCCUUCUUUUUAUGAUAUAAUGAGGAUAGCAAGGAAUCAACUAGAGGAGAAAUUCAGUGAAGAUGAUGAUACGUGGGGUGUAAUUAAGGCUUGUUUUGAGAAAAGAUGGAAGAAUAACUUUAAUCAUGCUCUACAUUGUGCGGCAUACUAUUUGAAUCCUUCCAUAUUCUACACUAUUGAAGCUUAUGAAAUGGAUAGUGAUCCAAAGUACAUAAAAAUCAAAAGGGGACUUCAUAUAGCAAUGCAAAGGCUUAUACCCAAUGAAGAUGAACUUGAUGAUGCUACGGGUGAAUUGAGAAAGUAUGCUGAUGCUGUUGGGAUCUUGGGAACUCCGCCUUGCAAAAGAAAAAGAAAUAAGGAUCAACCUCAUGAAUGGUGGAUUACAUUUGGAGGAAUCGAUGCGCCAAACCUACAAAAAUUUGCAAUCAGAGUAUUGAGUCUUACUUGUUCUGCUUCCCCAUUUGCACUCGAAAAAACGAAAUCGCAUAACGCAACAUUGAAUGAUAGUGUUUUUAUCCAGUAUAAUAAGAAAUUGCAGCGUCGUUACCUAGAAAUCCAACAAUAUAACGAUAAUGAUAAAGCUAAUGAUCCUAUUUUUCUGGAGGAGCGUGAUGAAAAUGAUGAAUGGUUGGAGUUACGAAAUUUGAAUGACUUGGAGGUUCAUGGUGAUUAUGUAACUUUUGAUGAUUUGCAAGAGAUAGUUAGUGAAGAACGUGGGACUGUUGGUAGUAAAGGUGCCAGUAGUUCUCGAAGUAAGUCUACGUAUCCAACUAACUCGGAGUAUGAUGGAUAUGAUACUGAUGACUUGAUGUUGGACACUCAAAAUGGGCUACUCGGUGGUGUCGGGAAUGAUGGAGUUACUUUAGAUGAUGAUAUCUAUGAUGAAUCAAAUUAUAUUGAUUAG
Molecule: messenger RNA, 2511 nt
Organism: Papaver somniferum (opium poppy)
Lineage: Eukaryota; Viridiplantae; Streptophyta; Magnoliopsida; Ranunculales; Papaveraceae
Exons: 7
Coding region: 1-2511 (836 amino acids)
Source: RefSeq, a predicted model, not a curated record